Messenger RNA from Penicillium manginii, 2235 nucleotides. RefSeq lists its product as uncharacterized. The record is from RefSeq and is a predicted model, not a curated record. Lineage: Eukaryota; Fungi; Ascomycota; Eurotiomycetes; Eurotiales; Aspergillaceae. The transcript has 4 exons. Bases 1 to 2235 code for a protein of 744 amino acids.
AUGGCGCGACGGUACGAGAUCGACGAGCUGAUAUGGCUGCGCGAAUCGCCUCUUGUCACUAAACCUCCUGGCCUUCCCCCAAUUGAAGAUUGGAUGCCUCAACCCGACCCUACAACCCAACGCAAGCAACCAACAACCCGAGACCCCAAUAACCCUUCCGAAACAACUACAAAUAGAAGACCGAGCUUUUUUGAAGCUCGUCAUAUCUCGCGGGGCUCCAAUUCAGGUAUCGCUCAUCAUCCUUCGUUUAUACCAUCCAUAGAGGUAAAGGCUCUCUUGACCUCACUGAACGAUCCGCCCGCCCAAAUGAGACGGAUGAGAAAAAUGACCGUUUCAACUUCCGAGAUCGCAUCUUCAAAGAGAAAGAUACCCCCCCAAGAGAGAGACUAUGAUCGGCGAGACGGACGGCCCGCUGCCCUGAACGGCCGACGCGGAGAGAAGGAAGACUGGAAUGCUGGGCGCCCACGUCGGACAUUUCCACCAGAAGAGCCAGAACGCAAACCCCGACGCACCGGAGAAUUCGAUCGAUGGGAGAACCGCGAGACCCCUCGAGAUGCUCCCAACAGUGAACGUGGAGUCCGGGAUCGGGAUGCCCGCUUCGUUGCACGAAAGGAGGGUCAACCGACGACACGAACCAAAUACGAUGGAAGCUGGUUCCGUGAAGAGAACGGCAAUGAAGCAAUCGAGGCUGAUGAAGACAAGCCAGCGCUACGCAACCGAGAAUGGCGGCGCGACCGCCAUGGCGCAGACCGAGACUGGGCCCGUGGUGCUGCUGCUAAAAUCGAAUCAGAACCCGAAUGGUUGGAUACGAACGAUCGUGACGAGCCCCGACGGGCACACACACAGGAAGACUUUGAGCGCUGGAAGGAGCGUAUGAAGGCUGGCUCAGGCGCUUCUCAGCCCCCUCCAUCGCAAGCGGAGAGGAAGGAAGAAUAUACUGAAUCGGAUAUCCCUGCCGAGAAGCCCGAGACGCACCGCACAGACGGGGAGAUCUUUAGCUCUGGCGCUCAGUUCAUGGGAGAUACCUCUAUGGACCGGUUUUUUGGUAUGCUUGGAGACCCAAAGCCACCAGUUCCCGAGGCCGUCGCAUCACCUGUCCAGGUCCAGUCGACCCCGCAGAAGGAAAACCCAUAUGUCGCAAAGUCUGGGAAGUCAUCUCGAUUUGCUGGACUUUUCAGCCCUCCACCUGAUAGUCCAUUCAAAGCUCCAGAGUCACCCGCCCUUCCUAAAUCUUCUGCAGGAAGCACUCCUGCCAACCCUCAAGAUGCAGACCAAGAGGGAUUCCAACGAAUUUUGGCGAUGCUUGGCGGCCCCGGUGCUGCUGGCCCUGGACAUGGCCCACCACCACACGGUACACCUCACCAAAAUGAACACUCUCGGCCGUCACCGAUGGUCCAUCCUGAUCAUGCUCGUGCGGCCAUGCACAUGUCCUCCCCAAUCAGAGAACACAUGGGUCAUCCGGACUUUGCUAGUCCAUCCCAAGAGAAUCCCUUGGCCCAGAUGACCGGGAAGGAACCCCACCCUGGCGAGCGUGAGCAUCUUCUUCGAUUGAUGCAGCAGGUUCAAAUUGGCCCCGGACCUCAAGGUGGUGUCUCUCAGCGGUCCCCGAAUGCUGGACCAGCUCCUCCUCCAGGCUUGAUGCCGGAGAUGAUGCCUCGUCCUCCCCCUGGACUGACUGGCCAGAAGACUCCAAACUUCUUUGACGAUCCUGCCAUUGCCAAUAUGCAGCGGCCUGAUAACGAGCAACUCCGCCGACGAGGCCCCAACGGCCCGCCUAUGGGCUACUUUGAUGAAAUUCCUUUCCCCCAGGGCGGCCAAGGCCCCAUGACUCCGGGUGGUUCCCGCCCACCAAAUCAACCUCCGAUGCCACUGCAGCGACCUCCUGGCUUGGAACACUUGCCUCCUCCCGGAUGGACCGGUAUGAUGCCAAUGCCCGGCAACGGACCUCCGAUGGGCGAACGGCAAGGCUUCCCUCCUCGUGGACCCCCAGGCCCACCUCCUGGUAUGAUGCCACCACCCGGAUACAUGGGUGGCCCUCCUCCUGGCUUUCCUCCCAUGCCCCCGAACCCAGAGGCUAUGAUGGGACUUGGCCCUGGCGGCCAAGGCCCCUUCGGACCUGGAAAUCCCGGUCCUCAAGGCCCCCCUCCCUCAUCGCGACACCUGCUUGAGAUGUUUGGUCAGCCCGGCGGCGGCGAAGUGCGCGGCGGCAUGGUCGGACCCGGUCCUUACAGGUAA